AUGGCGUCGAAUAAUAAACUUCGAGUAACAGUUACUCUUCAGCCAUCAGGCAAGUCAAGUGUAAUAAUUGUUCAAACACUCGACGAUCUUCUUCGUCAAUGUUCAUCGAAAUUUCGUGUUAAAGCUCGUCGUGCUUUUUUAGCAACAACAGGCGAAGAAUUAUUAACAGAUUUAUCACGAAUUUCGAAUGAUACUAAAAUAAUUGUAACGUGUGGUGAUACAUAUACAAUGGCUAAUAGAUCGCCGACAACAACAACAAAUGAUUCAACGAUUGAUUCAUCAUCAGUUUCUAUUCAAAUUAUUGCAAACAGAACGUUAAUUGAACAAGCAGCUGUUGAUCAAUUGAAAAAUGUGGCUCGAUUAUAUGCAAAAGUGAAACAUAUUUGGGGUAUAUAUAAGAAUAACAGUUUCUCAAAGCUUGCUUUAUAUAGAAUGAGAACAUAA
Messenger RNA from Rotaria sp. Silwood2, 444 nucleotides. Lineage: Eukaryota; Metazoa; Rotifera; Eurotatoria; Philodinida; Philodinidae. The record is from the annotation of a GenBank genome assembly.